Sesamum indicum (sesame) is the source of this 630-nucleotide messenger RNA. Its product is annotated as mavicyanin-like. Gene Ontology annotation, molecular function: electron transfer activity. The record is from RefSeq and is a predicted model, not a curated record. Gene Ontology annotation, cellular component: plasma membrane. Lineage: Eukaryota; Viridiplantae; Streptophyta; Magnoliopsida; Lamiales; Pedaliaceae.
AUGGUAAUUAAAAGAGUGAUGUUGUUGUUGAUAGUGAAUAUGAUCAUAAUAAGUGGAGUGUGCAAUGGUGAGGUCUACAAAGUUGGUGAGUCUUCUGGUUGGACAAACAUUGCUCCUCUGCACUACAAAUCUUGGGCUGCUUCUAAGAAGUUUCGUGUUGGUGACAUAAUAUUGUUUGAGUACAACAAACAAUUCCACAAUGUGGUCCGAGUGACGCACAAGAACUUCAAUGCUUGCAACUCAACAUCCCCUUAUGCUACAUGGGCUACCGGCAACGACUCCUUCACCGUCACCCGACCUGGCCACUUCUACUUCAUUUGCGGCUUCCCCGGCCACUGCCAUUCCGGUCAGAAGGUUGACAUCCGAGUCCCGAGAGACCACGACCACGGCCCUACACCAGGCCCAUUACCAUCAGGCCUAUCUCCUCAAAGCCCACCAAUAUCAGGCCCAUCUCCGAGAAGCCCAUCAUCAGUUCCGCCAGUGCAGUCUCCCACAAGUGGUUGUUCUUCUCUCACUUCAUGGAAGCUCUGGGCAUUAGUUGUAGCAGUUGGCCUUUCAGCCGCAUUUUAGAUGUGUGUUAGGGUUUUUUAUUUAACAUGGGGGGAAAAGAGGAAUUGAGAAGGAAGUCUA